UCCAUUUUCGUGCAACCGAUGAACCCAACCGAUUCCGAUUCCACUGACAUAGAAGCGUCUUUCUCACCUAGACACAAGCUUGUUAUUGAUAAAGACAACAAUGUCUGCGCCCAUGAGUGAUAUUAACGUGGACCAUUUGUCUGCUGUUCGUCAUGUCAUUCUGGUUAUGUCUGGAAAGGGAGGUGUUGGAAAAAGCACAGUGGCUACGCAAAUAGCUCUUGGACUAAGGCAUGCUGGGAAAAAGGUUGGCUUGCUUGAUGUAGACCUGUGUGGUCCCAGCAUUCCACGGAUGUUUAACGUCCAUCAGCAGGACAUACAUCAGUGCUCAGAAGGAUGGCUACCAGUAUUUGUAGAUAAAGAGCAGAAACUGGCUCUAAUGUCAAUUGGGUUUCUGGUGGAAAAUGAACAAGAUGCCAUCAUUUGGAGAGGUCCAAAGAAAACAGCAAUGAUCAAACAGUUUUUGAAGGAUGUUGUGUGGCGAGACUUGGACUACCUGAUUAUAGACACACCCCCGGGAACGACAGAUGAGCACAUCAGUGCCAUAGAGAAUCUGAAGGCCUACAAUCCUGAUGGUGCCAUUCUGGUCACAACUCCACAGGCGGUGUCAGUGGGAGACGUGAAAAGGGAGAUAACUUUCUGUAGAAAGACCCACAUUCCUGUUAUUGGACUCAUUGAGAACAUGAGUGGAUUUGUCUGUCCGAACUGUACUGAAUGUACAAAUGUGUUUUCUAAAGGAGGGGGUCAGGCACUCGCGAAAGAAUACCAUGUACCGUUUUUAGGGUGCAUUCCCCUUGACCCAGAGCUCUCCAAGAGUUGCGACGAAGGUAAAGAUUUCGUGGAGCAUUACGAGGGCUCCCCCACUCUACAAGCCAUACAGAAGGUGGUGGACAGACUUGUCAAAAUCGACAGAGACCUACCCUGAAGGGGAAAACUCCAGGGAUCACAGUAACCAGCUGAUUAAAGAAUCAAACUGCUCAAUGAAUAAAACUGUCCAUUCAAUGAUAUUACUUUUGUCUGGUUGAAUGGCAGGAUGAUAUUUUAAACAACGCUGCAUUGCAGUUUCAACUUUUUGGGAGCUCGCACAGAGAAGCUGAAGUUGCCAACAUCCCAGAAUCCAAUAAUUUGUUUUUUUCCGGAUAGGAGAUAAAUAUGUGUACCGGUAUUUCUAUAUAGGAUAAUGAUUUACAUUUUACAUUUCUACGAUAUUAGAUGAACAUUUAUUAGUAUUAUAAAUAUUUUGUAGAAAUUUUGAUUUUUUAGAAUAUCCCAUUGAGGCUGUUUGUAUAAAAGAGAUUUAAGAGCAAAUUAAACAUGUUCUUGUAUAUACAUUUACUGCAUAUAAUGUGUAAACUCAGUUUGCUGCUUCAAAUUUUCAUUACCUUUAUCUUAUUCUUUAUAAGUACAUGUAUUCUGUUGUACUAUAAAUUCUUUUAAAUAUAAACAUAAACUUUAAAACUGUAGGUUGAAUAAGAGGGUAUGUUGUGCCAUACACAAAGCUAUAUAUUUAGAUUUACAUGUAUUACCAUUUGUUUACAUUUAAUCAAUUAUGUAUCCAUACAUUUUACAUCACAAUCAUGACUGUAAAAUCUUGUAAAAUGAUAUUUGUUUGCUAUUUGUACAUGAAUAUGUAUUAAAAUACCCCAAAUAUCUUAAACCAAGCAAUUACCAGUAUUACUGCUUUUUUUUUUUCACUUAGUAGAGAGUGAUACAAUGUACACUUUCCAUCACUGUGCUAUAGAUUUUGUAAAUGUACUUUAUAAGUUAAACAAACUGAUUCUAGAGAAUACCAUGUUUUCCAGGCAAGCAUUUUGAAAACUAUUGCAGAAUCAUAAAUUUUGUGGGGGCCAAUUUCGUGGAUUACUUAAAUUUUAUAGGUUCGUGGGGACAUAGUUUCAUGAAUUCUCCUAUACCUACCAAAGGAAAUAUGACUUUAUUACCCUAAUUCAUUAAUUCAUGGAGGAUGUUCAUCUGUGGAUGAGAGUUACCAAAGAAUUCCACAAAAAUUGAGCCACCACAAAAUCUAAUGAUUCCACAGUAAUAUUCUUGUGUAAUGGAAUCAGAAUUAAGUACAUAUUUUACUGACCAGAAUGAAAAGAGAGAUUCACAACUUGUAAAAAUAGCUUUAAUUCAUCUUUUUAUAAUGAACAAAAACCUCAUGUUUCAGAGAGGAACUACUUUCUUUCUAAUUCCUUUUUCAUGAUUUUAAUUGUCAUACUAUGUAACGUGCAUUGGCAUACAAAAUGUAUCAAUAAAAGCAUACAAAAUGUAUACAUGAAGGCAAAAUCUUUAGAAUAAAAGGAUUUUCAUAAAAA
This is a messenger RNA of Magallana angulata, 2312 nucleotides long. RefSeq names its product cytosolic Fe-S cluster assembly factor NUBP2 homolog. Lineage: Eukaryota; Metazoa; Mollusca; Bivalvia; Ostreida; Ostreidae. Gene Ontology annotation, biological process: iron-sulfur cluster assembly. Bases 101 to 922 code for a protein of 273 amino acids. Gene Ontology annotation, cellular component: cytosol. The record is from RefSeq and is a predicted model, not a curated record. The transcript is spliced from 8 exons. Gene Ontology annotation, molecular function: ATP-dependent FeS chaperone activity; ATP binding; 4 iron, 4 sulfur cluster binding.